Messenger RNA from Plasmodium reichenowi, 1260 nucleotides. RefSeq names its product pre-mRNA-splicing factor, putative. Gene Ontology annotation, biological process: mRNA splicing, via spliceosome. Gene Ontology annotation, cellular component: U2-type spliceosomal complex; RES complex. Bases 1 to 1260 code for a protein of 419 amino acids. The transcript has a single exon. Gene Ontology annotation, molecular function: RNA binding. Lineage: Eukaryota; Apicomplexa; Aconoidasida; Haemosporida; Plasmodiidae. The record is from RefSeq and is a predicted model, not a curated record.
AUGGAAGAAUAUUUAAGAAACAAAUAUAUGAAAAAAAAUAUAAAAAAAGGCAAAGAAAAGAAAAAAGGAAAUAUAAAAAUUUAUGAUUGUGAAGAAGAAGAAGACAUAAAUGAAAAUGAUAUAUAUAAACAUAAAAAAAAAAAAAAUAUGGAUCAAUAUGAUCAAAUAUAUUAUAGAGAAGAAUUCGAUAAUUAUGUAGAAUCUAAUGAAGACGUGUCAGAUGUCCCAAUUACCAUAACGGACACAAACACUAUGAAUGUUAUAGAGAUAUCUAAUAAAAAUAAAAAAAAAAUUUUAGAUUCCUUACAAAGUGGUCGUAUAAUACAAACUUCUUAUGAUAAAAAGAAAAAAAAAAAAAAAAGUAAAAAAAGGGAAAGCGAUUCGGAUAUAUCCAUUUGUAGGAAUAAACAUAAUGAUAAAAGCGAUUCGGAUAUGUCCAUUUGUAGGAAUAAACAUAAUGAUAAAAGCGAUUCGGAUAUAUCCAUUUGUAGGAAUAAACAUAAUGAUAAAAACGAUUCGGAUAUGUCCAUUUGUAGGAAUACAAAAAAUAAUAAAAAUGAAAAGAAAAAUCAUUCACGUUCUUCAUCAUAUACCUUUUCGAGUUCGAGGGAAAGUAAUCAUUCUGAUGUAAAAUUAACAAACAAACCUUCAAAUAAACAUGAAUUCAUGUUACGUAAGGGAAAAUAUAAUAGUGAUGAAGAAGAAGAUAAGAAAUCUUCUUAUUCUAAAGAUAGUGAAAGUAAGAAAAAUCAAAAAACAAUUUACAGAGAUAAAAGCGGUAAAAUAAUAUCAAGAGAAAAAUGGAUUGAAGAACAAAAAAAAGAAAUGAAAUAUAAACAUGGAAAAUAUAAAGAUAAAAGAAAAAAACAAGAAGAGGAAAAAAAAAGAAAGUUAGAAUGGGAUGGUGGAUUAGUACAAAAAGAUAUAAGACAAAAAAAUAUCGAAGAAAAUGAAAAAUUAAUUAAGAAGAAAAAUAUUAUCAAUUAUGAAUUUGAUUCUGAUUAUGAUAUAGAAUUAAAAAUGAAAAAAAGAAAAGAUGAUCCCAUGAAUAUAUAUAUAGAAGCAAAGGAAGAAAAUCAAGAAAACAAAAAACUCACAUGUCGUUAUCAAUCACCUUACAAUCGUUUUAAUAUUCAAGCUGGUUAUAGAUGGGAUGGUGUUAUAAGAGGUAAUGGAUUUGAAGAAAGAAGAUUAGAAGCACAAAAAAUGAAAGAGCAAGAAAAUAAAUUAACCUACAUAAAUAAUACAGCAGAUUUGUGA